This is a messenger RNA of Phycomyces blakesleeanus NRRL 1555(-), 1735 nucleotides long. RefSeq lists its product as hypothetical. The record is from RefSeq and is a predicted model, not a curated record. Bases 680 to 1735 code for a protein of 351 amino acids. Lineage: Eukaryota; Fungi; Mucoromycota; Mucoromycetes; Mucorales; Phycomycetaceae. The transcript has 9 exons. Gene Ontology annotation, molecular function: protein binding.
AAACAUUGACACUUUUUUUUAUUCAAAAUUCAUUCUAGAUAAACGACAAACAAAUGUUGGAUUAUUUGGCGAAUGCACUCACAAAUGGACUAUACCAGAAUGGUCCAAGAUACCUUUAGAUAUGACUCUAGAAAGUCAGCGCUUUUAUAUCGGGAAUCACGAAUGGGAGUGCUAUAUACUUUUUUUUUUUUUUUUUUUUUAAGAAAUACGGAUGGUUACAUAUUGAAUUGAUAGGAAAGUUCAGUGUGUGUAUGUGUAUUUAUGUCGGUUUAUUAUAAUAGUCUCUUGGGGCAUUCCUCGCACCAGUUGAAACAAAUUCAAAAAGUGAUAAAGGAAACUCUAGAGAAAAUCGAAGGAUCUAUAUCUAUAAUUAAGACAGGAAUAAAACCUGUAUAUAUAAGUGUUUCGCAUGAUUUUGAGUUUGAGGAAGGAUAUGCAUCACCAUGGGGAUAUCUUGAUGCCACUACGCUCCAAAAGGUGGAUAAUUAUCUUACAGACGACAAACUUACUUUUUCUAUUUGCUUGGCUAUUAAGCAAGAACCAAAAUAUUCGAUAUUACUAUACAUGUAUUCAAGGACGAAAAGGAUGAGUUAGACGAAAUUGAAAAAAAAAAUCAAACCAUGAUUCCACUACCAGUGUACACAGAGACAAAAGGAAGAAAGUUGAGAGCACCAAUGGAAUGAAAUCAAAUAAAAAGAGCACACUACAUGGGCACAAGUUUAUUCUCGCUGCAGCAUCCCCGUGGUUUAGAGACACAUUCCUUAGUGGCAUUAAAGAGUCUACUGAGAAUGAGGUGAAGAUUCGUGGAGUUGACCCAAAUAUAUUUAAGUUGAUUUUCGACUUUAGUUAUGGGAAGGAUAUAUACAUAAAAGACAGUACCCAUAGUGUAAAUAUUCUCAAAGUUGCCGAUCGUCUCCAGUUCGAAGAUAUCAAAGUCUAUACUUUCUCAUGCCUGCGAGGUCAGCUUGACGAGUCCAACAUAUUUGAUAUCUGGCAAGCAUCAGAUUUGUACAGUUGUGGUGAAACUCGAAUAUCAUGUGAGGAAUUUUUGAAAGACUGCUAUGCUGAUAUCUUUGAGCCCCCAGGGUGGCCUGCUGCAAGCAAUGAUUACGCUCUCAAAGCAAUUACUGUAGAUGGAUUGAAAGGAAGAAUAGACGAGAGAAUAUUCUACAAGGCAGCACUCGCAAGAAGAGAUAUUUCUGUUCAGAAAAUGAUUAACUUACUAAAAACAAAAGAGAAAAAAUGCAAGAAAAAAGUCGCUAAAGCAUUACCUGGUACUUCCACUCUCGAAGGAGCCAAGAAUACCAAAGAAAAAGGCAGAAAAAAAAAUGAAUAUAAGGCAGAGACCGCAACAGCAACAGAAACAGAGACAGAAACAGAGACCGAGACCGAGACAGAAACAGAGCCAGAACCAGAUACAGAUACAGAAACAGAGAUAGAGGCAGAGAUAGAGGCAGAGGCUGGAAGUCUUGAAGGACUAGAGUAUAUACGAUGGGAAGAAUAUGUUAAAAAGAAGUUGGACGAUAUACAUAAACAUUUUGAGGUUAUGAUUUCAACUAUACGUUUCCACCAAAUGGAUAUAAAAUACCUUGCAGAUACAGUUGAAAAGGACGAUGACGUUAUGCAGAUACCAGGGAUCAAAGACAUCAUAUUUGAAGCGUAUCGGCACAAGGCUUUCCUUGGAAAGAGACAAGUAUCAAAGAAGUAUCAAAGUCGAUCGAUCAAAUCGAACUAA